CAGCAUUUAUCCAACCAAUUAUCCUUCCUAACCCCACCACAUCAAUGGAACAAAACGCGCGCUGGUUACGGAAAACGGUCGACGUGCGCUUCCAGAAUAAGCGCCCACGGAGGUAAUUAGCACACUCGCCGAGCUGCUGUCCGCCAGUCUCUCAUCGCUCCUCCGGUCAGAAGUGUUUUUUUUUACCUUCUCCGGGUGCGCCGCCGUUGGCGUCUGUGUACAUAGUCAGCAGCAGGCUCCACCUCGCGACCCUACCAUCCCCGUCCCACGACUGGAGAGUCUCGCGCGCCCGCUGGGAAGAAAAUUAGUCCUGCUGUGUCUUUUGACCACCCUCCCUCCCUCACCAGCUCUCUCGUCCUGGAAGUUCGACGUACAGUCAACUCGCUGCUGGCCCAGUGAAUACCAUGCUAAUGAUCUCAUUGAAACUCAACACCUAAUUGGCCCAUUCUGCUCCUGUCACUGACAGUCUCCGGAACUCUAUGAUAGUCCCCAUUUGCUGAAGCAGCCCACAGUAAAUUCAAGACUGCCAUAUUUUCACUCUCCCUCCCUCCACCUCCUCACUCAGUAGCCCAGCUGUCUCAGCCAGCCCCUUUCUCUUCCCCUCUCCUCUCUCUCUUCUCUCACCUCGAGAUAUGGCUGACAACACAGUUGAUCUGGAGACCCUGAAAGAGACUCUGCGUCUAGAGAUAAGGAAGGAGCUGAAAAUCAAGGAGGGAGCGGAGAAAUUGCAGAGGGCCUCUGUCGACCGACGCUCACGCAGCUACGUGGCGUCCAUCUUGAAGAAAUGCAACGAGAAGUUGGAGGAUCUUCACCUUGAGCUGAACCAGCUCCUGGCACUGGUCCCUGAUGACCAAGAGGAGCCAGUGAUCCAGGAGCACCUCCCAGGCUCCCCUCCCGUCCACAGGAAGUCUCAUGUGCACACUCUAGAGAUGAUGGAGAAGCAGCUGGCCGUGGAGCAGAGGGUAAAGGAGGGCGCAGAGAGCAUGAUACGCACCAUCACCAAGGCCAAAACGAAACAGGACCGUACUCUGCUGGGCAAGGCUCAGCAAAUGUUGGCCGACUCGCGACAGAAAGUCGAAGUGUUAAAGAUGAGGAUUUUGAAGCUCCGCAGCGACAAUCUUCAGAUGUGUGCGGGCGAGGCGGACGAGAAGAAACCGCUGGCCACCACGCCGGAGGGGAGGAUUGCUCUGCUGAGGUAUCGUGUCGACGUGGAGACGCGGCUCCUGCAGGGAGCACGGAGCAUCAUAAAGGCACAGUCGGACAAGAAACCCGACAAGAAACACUUGGAAGUGGCACAGAAGAGCGAGAAGCAGUCGGUGCAGAAGCUGCGACUGCUGAGGAUCUCACUGGACAACAGACUGGAGGAGUUCCCUAGUCUCGCGGAGGGCGUCGGGCAAGACCAGAACGGAGACACGCCCCCUAUUCUCCCAAAACCUGCACAGCUCACCGGCACGCUCUACCUGAAGUUGCUCGGAGUGGAAGGUCUUCUGGACUACAACUAUCUCAUGGCACUGAGUGGCCCUGAUUCGAGUCCCCCACGCACAUACUCAGCAGGCCACAUUCUGUCCAGUGCUAGGAACUACCUGACUCUGCCUGCCCCCUCUCACCGAGAAAGAGAGAGAGAAAGGGAGCGUGAGAGGGAGAAAGAGUCACAGGAGGAACCUCUGUCCAACUCGUACGCCAGCCCGGGGUCCACCUACCGUCCUCCUCGCAGAGGCGGCAGCAAACACACCAAGAACAAGUCAGGUCUCCAGAAACAGCGGAGUCUGGAGCACGUGGCCGACGACCCAACUAACCUGGAGGUGUGUGCGGUGGUAUCCAUUGACAACAGGGAGGUGGAGCAGACUCGAUGGAGUACUCCUAACAACCGAGCCUGGGAACAGCAGAUCAAGAUUGAACUACACCAGAACCGGGAACUGGAGAUCCUGAUCUACUCCAGAGAUGCCGACGCCCCCUCCCACCAGGGCCUCUGCGGCCUCGUCUACCUCAAGCUAGAGGACUACUUCGACACCUCGUCUUCCACCACUCACUGCCUGCCUCUGGAACCACAGGGAAUACUGCUGGCCGAGGUAAUAUACGAGAUCCCCAGAACUGAGCCGAGGAAACCAAACCUCAAGAGGGGCAGACGCCUCUUCAAGAAAAAUGGAAAGUUUCCACGAGCCAUUGAGCUGAACACGGACAUAGUGACGUGGGCCCGACUGGUUGCCAGGGCCGACCGAGUGGUCGUUGAGGGAGGGUCGUCCCCCAAUAUCUCGGAGGGGAAGGAGGAGCGGGGUAAGAGCAAGAUCUCGCUGGCGGCAGGUCCCGACGGCUCCCCGCCUCUCUCUCCCCUCACAGCUUCGGGCGAGAGCACUCCGAAAUCCCCCCUGACUCCGCCCCACGUCGUCACCGGCAUGGCUCAAGAUUUUGAACGUCAGUUUCCUCCGUCAGAAGGGGGCGGAGCCCGGAGCCAGCGAAGCAGUCACUCGUCCCUCCUCAAUGGCGUCCUUCCUCCUCUCGACGGGCCUCUUAACGAGGAGGAGGAGCUUCCGGAAGAGCCGAUACUCCCUCCUCCAGCAGCAUUCCAGUCAUCCACCUACAUCGGGGAGGUGGACCCGCCCACUUCUUCCUCUUCCUCCGUCCACAGUCCCAGACACGGGGAAAGAGGCUCCGAGAGGAGAGAGGACUACCGAGGCAGUCCGACCACACCCCCUGAACUCCCAAUGCGGCUACCCAGCGUCCCUCCCCCGGUCCGAGGCUCCGGAGGAAACAGUACCCCGACCUACUCCACCCCUGUACCCCACCCUCCCUCCUCGUCCUCCACUUCGCACGGCUCUCAUCAACCAGUUGGUAGAGUGUCUCAUCACGGAGGAGGGGGAGGAGGAGGAGGGCGAAUUUUCCCCGAAACCACCCCUGCCAGUGUGGUCCCCCACCUGAGAGGGCUGAAAGACUACAAGUAUAUGGCAGUUCUCGGUCGAGGGCACUUUGGGAAAGUUCUGCUGGCAGAAGACCUCACCAAGAAAGAGCUUGUGGCUAUCAAGGUGUUGAAGAAGGCCGACAUCAUUUCAAGGGAAGAGGUGGACAGUCUCAUGUCAGAGAAGAGGAUAUUCACAACGGCCAACUCCGAACGCCACCCUUUCCUCGUGAAUCUCCACUCCUGCUUCCAGACUGAGGGUCACGUGUGCUUCGUGAUGGAGUAUGCGUGUGGAGGAGACCUGAUGAUGCACAUACACCAAGACGUCUUCAAGGAGCCCAGAGCCUGUUUCUACACUGCCUGCGUUGUUCUUGGUUUGGAGUACCUCCACAUGAACGGCAUUGUCUACAGGGAUUUGAAGCUGGACAACCUUCUCCUGGACAGAGACGGAUUCGUAAAGAUUGCAGACUUCGGACUGUGCAAGGAGGACAUGUGGUAUGGCUGUCGGACGGCCACGUUUUGUGGCACUCCAGAGUUCCUGGCACCUGAGGUGUUGACAGAUGUAUCAUACACCAGAGCCGUGGACUGGUGGGGUCUCGGGGUCCUCAUCUACGAGAUGUUAGUGGGGGAGAGUCCGUUUCCCGGGGACGACGAGGAGGAGGUGUUUGACUCCAUCGUCAACGACGACGUGCGAUACCCUCGCUUCCUCUCCUCGGAGGCCAUCUCCAUCAUGAGGAAGUUGAUGAGGCGGAAUCCAGAGAAGAGACUGGGGGGAGGUGAGAGGGACGCAUACGACAUAAAGAGACAGCCUUUCUUCAGAGUAAGCCUUCUCUUUCUUUUUAUCACCUCUUCCCUUACCUCUCCUCUCGUCUCGUCCUCCUCCAGAGGACAGACUGGGAGAAGCUGGCCAGGAAAGAAGUCACUCCUCCUUUCAGACCCGUUCUGCGUUCCAGACUAGACAUUAGCAACUUUGACGAAGAGUUCACUAGAGAGCAGCCAAUUCUCUCUCCUCCAAAGAACAAUCGACCACUCAGAGCACAUGAGCAGAAACUAUUUAGAGGAUUUGACUUCAGUGCUGACUGGACUGCCAUAUAAUUACCAUUGCCUAUGGUUACCAAAUCAUUCUGCAUAAACUGUUGUAUACCUACUCUCUACCUAGCAACCGUUGUCAUGGUCUGUCCCUCUAACGAUAGCAUCAGUAUAUAACUGGCUGGAGUUGUUCGUCACGUGUGUGUGUGUGUGGGAAGGCUCAGAUUUCAAUAUUUCUCUGCAGCUUUCACUUAAUUGGAUUGCUUGUAGCUCAUAAGGUUUUAUCAUAGUUUUCACUGUCAGAAGACUUACUGUUUCGUUUCUCGCAUUGUCUGUUUUGUAUUGUAUCAUAAUGUGCGAGUAUUUAUAUAUAACAUUAUUUUUGGCCUUAUUAACUGUAACUGUCUCUUUCAAACUUAAUAUUAUUUGUCAGUAUAGUCGGAGUUACACACAGUAGUAUAAUAUAUACAAACAGUUUAUUAUGAGUUCAUAAAAACCUGUUGUCAUAGUUCUAAAUACAGGCACACAGUAAAAUCAAAUGGUUCUAUUAAGAGCCCACCACCCUACGUCUCUCUCUCGAGGUCGGGCGGCUCUUCUCUCUUUCUCCUACUUGAGGAUUGCAGGCUCUCCAGAACAUGCGUCUCGGCGUUAGGCUUCAACUUGAGGUCUAUCUGCAUCAACAUAUAGGAGAGUAGGAACAGGGCUGCUCCUAUCACAUAGAGUGCUGGAAAGGUGAACAGUAGCGCCAGACGGAGGCUCGUGAUGGGCCCAAAAUGGUGGGAGAACCCCUGUUUGAUUGGCUCCACCAACAGGUUAAAGUUCCCUCCGAUGACCGUGAUGAUGAAGAAGUAGAGAGCGAGAGAGGCUGUCCUGAUCUUGGCUGGAGCUAGAUCCACGAUGAUUGCCGAGGCAACGCCGAUCCACAUCUCACCGAUGAUGUUGGAGGGGAUGAGGGAGAGGAAGCACCAGGGGUAGGGCAGGAAGAGGGCUCCCGCUGCAAACGGAGCUGCAGCAAUCUGACUAACAACGAUGACCCAUAUCCUCGCCAUAGUGCCACGCCCCUUCACCAGCAGGUCUGAGAUGACUCCGCCCACCACUGCCCCCAGGGACCCGCCCACCAACGGAAUCCACGACAUGAACCGAUUGAUCGUGUCUUUCGUGUAGAAAUUCUCGAAGAAUAUCUCAGUGUUGUAGGCCCAGACGUACCCGCCAGCAUUUCUGAUACCGCCGGCAAUACAAAGGACAAACAUCCCAGGCAUGAGAAAAGUCACCGCUAGAAGAAAGAAUCGCUGGCGGAACGAGAGCUUCUCCUCCCGAGCGGUCGUCUCCGGCGUUCCCUUGGCGACCGUUCGCUGCGGUUCCUUAACGGUGAAGAGAACGAUAGGGGCGACGGCAAUUCCGGCCAACCCACUGAUGAAGAAGACCCAUCUCCAGUUGAGAACCUCAACUAUUCCGUUUCCGAUGGAAAACGCGAGGGAGUACCCAAUGUAUAUACCAAAGUAGUAUAUACCCAGUGCGGAACCCCUCAGCUCCUUUGGGAAAUAGUCUCCCAGAAUGCUAAGUGCAAAGGGACUACAACCAGCGGCUCCAAUAGCCAGAAGAGCUCUCAGAACAACGAGGUGCCAGAAUUUCUCCGCAAAACCCGUCAAACCGGUUGCGAGACUCCAGAAAACCAGACUGAUGACCAGGAACACUUUACGGUUGCCGAAAUCUGCGAUAAACCCGGUGAAGACUCCGGCCAGUGGGUAUAGGUUGUUGAACACCGGCCCGGCGAGGAUCUGGUACACGAGACCUGUGCCACUCCACCACCAUCUGCAGGCAGUGGUGUUGUAGAAGUCGUCCGUAAGUGUGGAGUUGACGACGCACACGCUCUUGUGCCUAAAUGCGUCACUGGUACAGAGGCUGGAGCUGAAAUUGGCGUGUCCUCGAAUGGUGGAGUUGGCGUCAGGGUUCACCUGGCACGUCUUGUCCCCGUAGCGCAGGUCGGGGCCCAUGGACGUAGUUACUAUGGGCAGGGUAUAGCGGUCCAGCUGGUUGAACAGGUACACCACUAGUAGUGCUAGGAGGACGUAUAGCGGGUAGACACCGCUGCGCCGGACCAUCGUCCACAUCCCGUAGCCCGGGAUCUUCUCCUUGUUCCUGGUCACGAAGGACACCAGCGAGUUCUGCUGACGGACUGGCGCCUCGGCCUCUCCGUAGACAUCUUCGUUAACCUUCUGCGUCGAGGAAAGCAGGGGGCGUUUCUCUUCUUCCAUCCAGCUAGGUGCAGCCUUUUUACUCAUCUCUGAUCUCAGCUCUCUCGCUCUUUAGAUCCCCUCUCUCUAGCUCUCUGCUCCUCCUCCUAGCUGCACUGCUGCUCAGCUGGUCACGUGCGGUUU
This is a messenger RNA of Geodia barretti, 6300 nucleotides long. Lineage: Eukaryota; Metazoa; Porifera; Demospongiae; Tetractinellida; Geodiidae. The record is from the annotation of a GenBank genome assembly.